This is a messenger RNA of Lycium barbarum (goji berry), 1760 nucleotides long. Its product is annotated as pentatricopeptide repeat-containing protein At1g52640, mitochondrial-like. NCBI's taxonomy places the organism in Eukaryota, Viridiplantae, Streptophyta, Magnoliopsida, Solanales, Solanaceae. The transcript has a single exon. The coding region runs from base 294 to 932 and encodes 212 amino acids. Gene Ontology annotation, molecular function: protein binding. The record is from RefSeq and is a predicted model, not a curated record.
CUAAUGUUUUUUAAUUGAACAAGUCCUUCAACGUUGCAAAAAUCUUGGAUUUUCUUCUCAUAGAUUCUUCAUAUGGGCACAGAAAUUACCCGGUUUUAAUCAUAGUAAAGAAAGCUAUCACAUUCCCAGUUCAUAUAUUAGGAAGUAGCAAACAGUUUCCCUUGUUAUGGGAUUUUCUUGUUGAGAUAAAAAGAAACAAAUCUUGCGAAUUUAGUCGAGAUAUUUUUUGGGUUGUUUUUAGAUGUUAUAGUAGAGCUCAUUUGCCUGUUGAUGCAAUUAGGAGUUUUGAUAAAAUGGUUUAUUUUGGAAUUACAUCUAGUGUAGUUGAUGUUGAUCAACUUUUGCUUGCAUUGUGUAAAAGAAAACAUAUGAAAGAAGCGAAACAACUUUUCGAUAGAGUUAAGGAUGAAUGCGCGUUGAGUGUGAAAUCGUAUAGCAUUAUGCUUAGGGGAUGGGGAGAUUUAGGGGAAGUAGUUGAGGCGCGUAAACUGUUCGAUGAAAUGCUUGAGAGAGGUUUUUUGGUCGAUGUGUUAGCUUGUAACAGCAUUUUGGAGUCAUUUUGCAAGGCAGGAAAAAUGGAUGAGGCCUAUGAGUUGUUUGUAAAAAUGAGGUCUAUGGGGCCUAAACCAGAUGCUUUUACCUAUUCAAUAUUUAUUCAUGCUUAUUGUGUGAAGGAUGAUAUUCAUUCGGCUUUCAGGGUCCUUGAUCGGAUGAAAAGGUACAAACUUGUGCCUAAUGUUUUUACGUACAACUGUAUUAUUAAGAAGCUUUUUAAGAGUGAUAAAGCUGACGAGGCUUACCAAUUGAUAGAUGAGAUGAUUGACAGAGCUGUAACACCUGAUUGUUGGAGUUAUAAUAAAGAUUCAAUUUGUGUAUCUUAUCAUUGUCGUACGACACUUGCAUUUACAUCAAACCUGGAAAAUGAUAUUUAAAAAAAAGCUGUGUUUUUAAAGAAAUGGGACUUAAAGAGAAAGAUGUUUCUGGAAAAAUGUUUUAUCUUGGAUAAUCAUUUUCUGAUCAUCUUCCAGAAAAUACACAGCUUAUUUUCUCCUUCUUUUUUCUUUCUAGUUUUUUCCUUUUUCAAUGUGUAUUACCUUGUAAAAUUGCAUUCAUCCUCUUGCCUCAUUUUCUCUGUUUAUUCUCUUAUAUCCAUAAUUUGAUUCAUUUCAGGCCUUAUUCGUGAAUAUAUACUGAUAAACAUCAUGUAAACAGUGCGUGUCUUAUUAGCCUUUAUUCAGUUUUUGAAAAGAAAUUCGAGUGUCUCAGAUUUUUGCUUAGGCAUGUCCACAAGUUCCUGCUGCAUGUUUUGGUUUUUUUGCUUAUUGAAGGUCUGUUUGGCCUAAUAUCUUGUGGGGCGCUAAGUCGUUAUCUUGUUUUGAUCUUUUGGUUUACAUGUUUGUUUUGUUAUGCCAUACUUUUAUAAGCAUAUUGAGUUUUUUCUUACCACACUCAUCACAUGACCCUUCUAAAUAAAAUUGUCAUAAUUAGCCUUAAAUGUAAGGAAGAGAAGACAUUGAAUUUACUUCAAUAUGAACUUGGUGAUAAUUAUAUUUGAUUGUCUGGUGUUUGCUCUUUGAUGCAUUUACAUCUUUUGUGGUUUUGAGGGAAAAUGUUGUAUUAUCACAUAUGACUUUACAUGCAUAGAAUCUACUCUUUUUUGUUUGUCAAUUGAAAUAUCUAAGUUUUUAUAUUCCGAGAAGUAGUCCCUUCAUCUUUCCCUAAUUUAACAUCAACUGCUCUUCCCUCAUUCAUGCAAUUGU